Molecule: messenger RNA, 4153 nt
Organism: Drosophila ananassae
Lineage: Eukaryota; Metazoa; Arthropoda; Insecta; Diptera; Drosophilidae
Product: protein rigor mortis
Exons: 9
Coding region: 96-3806 (1236 amino acids)
Molecular function (GO): protein binding
Source: RefSeq, a predicted model, not a curated record
AAUAAGCUUUCUAACACUAAUUGCAGCCAAAGGAAAUAUCUCGACGCCGGAUGUUAGCGGGAAUCCUUCGUGUCAAAACUUAAUUCCUUGAUGCAAUGAAUACACCGGUGAUGUUUAACAAUGUGCCUACGCCGCCAGGAUCGGUUUCCUUGGCGGCAGCCGUACCCGAUGGUGGCUUACUGUAUGCCGGCAUUCGAUGCAUAAACUACAUAUCCGCACCACCGGCAAAUGGAAAAGAUCGGCCCCAGGUGCUAACCAUGUCGACGCGUAUUAACAUCCUUGCCCUGGAUGUGAGUCCCUUGUGGGGCAAUGCGGGUAACCACUUCGCUAUAGUAGGAGAUGAUCUAAGUGUCCAAGUUUGGGACUGCGAUUCCGGGGAGGCGGUCACCGGACAUAAGGCCCAUCAGCACCAGCACGAGGCGCGAGAUGUGCGGGCUGCCCACCACACGAGCAGCUCCGUGCUAAUGAGCUAUUUGGCCAACGGAAACAUUCUGUCGGCAGAUGCUAGCGAUCUGGUCAUCUACUGUGUGGCGUCUAACACCUACUGCCGCCGGCCGACCUUUUUGGCGCCGCGCAACCAUCAGCUCACCAUCCUGCGCUGCUCGCCCUACAACGACAAUCUGUUUGCCGUUGGAACAGCCGCAGGCAACGUAAUGGUCUGUGACUUGCGAAAAAUGAGCAUCGUGUACAAGUUCAGCGGCCACAAAGCGCCCAUUUGUGGGUUGGCUUGGCGCGAAGUCACUGCCAACCAAGAGGAAACUGAUGAUAGCAUCGAUCCAUAUAAAUGGCGUAGCCGCAAUGGCACAGAGGAUGAGAAGCCGAAAUCAAAACCCCCUCCGUUAGUCAAGAGCAAGGCGGCAGAAUCAGACGAUCUCUUCGACAUCUACAACUUCGAGCAUCUCGAGUGCGAGUUUGGUGCUCCAGCAGCUCCAGUUCGUCGCAAGUCCUCUGACAUAUGUGGCGAUGAAUUUGUGGGCUUGGAGAAGCCAUCGGGUGCUGGUGUCUUUGAUUAUGUAGAAGCAUGCGAAAGUAUGAAGGCUGAGCUGAUGGCCCAUCGCCAGGAGGCUGAUGUUCAGCACGUGGAGGUGACACUGAAGGACUGUGAGCCCACUAAUCCCACAGAUCCACCGAGCGACGCCAGUACCAUUAGCAACCAUCAGGAAAACAGCGAGUCAACGGAGGGCAGUCUGGAGGUCAUUCAUUACAGUUCCUCCAGCGAUGAUGCCGUGAUUGUGGAUGGCGAGGCUGCCAAACCCAAGAGAGAAGUUCUCCAUCACAUCUACCACCAGGCGGAGGUGCAUGCUCCUGAGACGCCCCAGGCCAAGCCGGAGCCGCAGACCAAUCUGAAUGCGGUGGCGUCUGUGAGCACUGAGACCCUCAGCUCGGUUUCAGUGAGCACCACUCGCCCGGACACAUUGCUCGUCUCAAUCGAUGGUAACGAAGUGAUGAUGAUCUGGAACACCAACACUGGAGCGCAUUCUGGAAAAAAUUACUCAAGGAGCAAAGUGGCAGGCAAGCACAACAACGUACACUGGCUUAACGAGCGCACCAUUGUGUCUAUAAGUCGCAACCAGUUGUUCUUCUGGACACUCGAGUACGAGCGCAGGAUGCUGCGCUACAAGAUCAACAGGGACAGGCACUACUUCUGCAACCUGCAGGAUAUAGCUAUGGUUGCAUGCCCACCGAACCAUCAGGAAAUCUGGUUGUGCCGAAACAACCGCCAGAUCGAAUGGUUUAAUGCAAAGACCGGAAAGGGUAGUGCCUCCUACGGCACUGUGGCGUUUGGAGUGCGAGCUAUGGCUGAGUGCCCGGAUGACAUGAACAAAAUCGCCUUGGGCUGCUCGGACCGACGCGUUGCGUUCUUUGACAUAUCAAAGUUGUCCACCAGCUGCCUGCCGAUAGACAGCAUUUAUGUGAGCAGCAAUGUUUACUCCCUGGCCUGGAGUCCCGACUGCUUGAAUCUGGCCUUUGGCGGCUUCGAUGGCACCGUGGGCAUCCUAGAUGUGGAACGAAUGAAGGUGAAGGCCAUCCUGCGUACGCCUCACAAGAAGGAAAUAUAUUCACUGGCGUGGCAAGACCACUACAUCUACUUUGUGGUGAACCGCGUUUUCGGCUUCUUCGACCUUCGAAAAUCCAAGGGCGACCCCAUUCUUGUAAACUCUAUUGCUCGACCGAGUUAUCUGAGUGUUCGUGGAAACUUCCUUUUCGUGGGCACUGACGAUGGUCUGCUGCAGUUGCACGAGCGCAACUCCGACACUUACAACACAUGGAGUCCCUUUAUUCGCCAGUCAGCUUUGCUGGCUCGCUACAUAACCGAUAUAGCCUGGAGUCCCGUGGACACCAACAAAUUCGCUGUGGUGGGCAACGACAAGUUGGUGGUCGUUUUGGAGUUUCAGCCGGAUGACCGUAAUUGGAAAAAACUGCACACCUUCACGGCCACCGCGGAGAAGGCCUCUAUCACCUCGUUGAAGUGGAGCAACAAUCAGAAGAAUCAGCUGCUCACCUUCCACAUUGAAGGAACGGUGUGCCUGUGGAAUACCGACGGUCCGUUGAGGCCGCCGCUCACGGUCACCUAUCACUGCCCUAUGUGGUGUGGCAUUUUCCUGCCCUCCGACGAAAACAUCAUUAUGUGCUCCGGAAAGGCCGUCUCCGUGGAGCUGGUGGACAUCAGAAACGCUCUCACCGGAAACAAGAAAACCAUCUGUUCGAAGGUGGAUGCGCUGCUUAAUGUGAAGUGGGCGAGCAAGUCCCUAACCCAGCCCUUCGCACCAGUUCUCUCGGCAGCGGAGAAGAAGCGCCAGCGGCGCGAUCAACGUAAGGCUGCGUCCAAGCACCAGGCUGAGACUGCCGAAGAGGUUAGGGAGGCACCAAAGGUAACUCAGGCAUUGUCUGAAAAUAAAGAGAAUACAGCGCCAACGAAGGAUGCCCCUGUUGAGGAGAUGCUAGGCGCCCUCAGCUUGGACCAGAAACCAAAACAAGUGGUUGUUAAGGAGUGUACAAAGUGCAAGCAGUUGGAGGCCAAGGAAUCAACAGAGAGUGUUCUCUUUCAUAGCCGCACUUGCCUCUACCUCGCUCAAAAGGAGCUCAAUAAGUCCGCUCUGGAGAAGUUGGCCAUCGUUCUAACCGAAGAUGCUGCCUUGAUAGACAAAUCUGUACUUUUGUCGAAACUUUUUGGCACAAAAGUAAUGGCCAAGGACCUUAUUGCUACGGAGAUGACCAAUUUAAAACAUUCGAACACCAAGGACAUAGCUCCUCUGUGCCUGGCCUUAUCCACAUUUAAGCUCCGGGAAGAACUUGAGCAACACAUGACCAACAAGACCCUUACCGAAUGGCACAUUUCGGUGGCACCUUCCGUAUCUUUCACAUUUUGGCAGGAUUGUUGUCGCGCCUAUGCCAACCAAAUGAAAGAGAAGGGCUACAUCAUGCAUGCCGCCACAUAUCUUUUUGGAUUGGGAAUGCAAAAGGAGGCCAUAAAUCUGUUUCUGGAAAACGAAUAUUAUAAAGAAGCCCUUGUGCACGCACGCAUAUGCCUGCCAGCCACCGAUCCCUUGAUCAAAACGAUAAUCAACCGUUGGCUGGACCAGCUAGAAGGCACCGGCAACUUUGGAGCAGCGGCUCUAAUAUGUGUGCUGGACAACGAGAUGCUGCGCGGAUACUCGUUUUUGAGGAAGUACCGUAACUGCACACCCGAGAUAGCAGAGCUCAUGGAGCAGAUAAAGCGCAUCGGACAGCUGGGCUCGGUGCUGGAUGGAAGUGAUGCCGCUGAGCCAACCCAGAAUGGAGCAGCUACCGAUCACUCGGCAUAGAUUUAUUUUGAGAUUAAGUAUUAGCCAUAAAGUAAUCAGGCUGUUUUAGUUUACACUUUUGAAGUCACCACGUUACAAUCACAAAGCUAUUACCUAUUAGCUAGGCAUUUAAAGUAUACUCCAACGAAUCUUAACUAAUUUCUUUUAUAGAUAGUCAGAGACUGAGUGGAAUUGAAACUGUUUUUAGUUACCAUUUGAAUUCCAUAAUUUAAUUUAAUUACACCCGAAAGAAAGAGGGAAAACUCCAAAUGAAAAACAUAUAUCAGCGGCACAAUAGCUAGUAAACUACACACACAAAAAUACACACACUAAAAUUGAAUUUCAAAUAAACGAAAAUGAGAAGAGAA